Molecule: messenger RNA, 6498 nt
Organism: Schistosoma margrebowiei
Lineage: Eukaryota; Metazoa; Platyhelminthes; Trematoda; Strigeidida; Schistosomatidae
Source: the annotation of a GenBank genome assembly
AUGUAUCAUAAGAAUAAUCCAUCAUGUUUCUUUUUUGAUCAAGUUAAACCAGUAAGGCGGGAAAUUAAUGAAUAUAAAAAAUCUUUGGUGUAUAACAUUAAUACUAUUCAUUUACAUUCUGAGAAUGCCGUGUUAAUAAAUAAUAAUACAAAUGACCAGUUAUUAAAUGAUACAAAGUAUAAUUGUAGUUCCACAAAGAAUACUAGUCGUCCUAUAACAUUAGCAUCUACAGGAGAAAAAACGAUAAAUCCAAAAGAACAAUUAAUAAAUAAAAAAUCAAUUUUAAAACAGUAUGAUUAUUAUUCGUGGGUUGAAAUGAGUGAACAAAUCAUAAAAGACCUUUCAAUUUGUUUACAUCAAGAAAAUGUCAAAGAAAUAAAACAUCCUAGAAUAUUAGAUUAUCGUUUAGAUGAAACAUGGGAUGAAUUGAUUUCUAUGGUGGAUUCCAAUUCAAGAGAUUGGCAAUUACCUGCAAUAAGAAAUGCAUACAAGAUAUGGAUUCAACUGUUUGAGCCUUCAGUUCUAACUGGUAAACGUUUCUGUCUGAAUUCACACAUCUUUACUAGUGAACAUCUAAGAAAUAAAUUACUAUCAUCAUCAUCAUCAUCAUCAUCAUCAUCAUCAUCAUCAUCAUCAUCAUCAUCAUCAUCAUCAUCAUCAUCAUCAUCAUCAUCAUCAUCAUCAUCAUCAUCAUCAUCAUCAUCAUCAUCAUCAUCAUCAUCAUCAUCAUCAUCAUCAUCAUCAUCAUCAUCAUCAUCAUCAUCAUCAUCAUCAUCAUCAUCAUCAUCAUCAUCAUCAUCAUCAUCAUCAUCAUCAUCAUCAUCAUCAUCAUCAUCAUCAUCAUCAUCAUCAUCAUCAUCAUCAUCAUCAUCAUCAUCAUCAUCAUCAUCAUCAUCAUCAUCAUCAUCAUCAUCAUCAUCAUCAUCAUCAUCAUCAUCAUCAUCAUCAUCAUCAUCAUCAUCAUCAUCAUCAUCAUCAUCAUCAUCAUCAUCAUCAUCAUCAUCAUCAUCAUCAUCAUCAUCAUCAUCAUCAUCAUCAUCAUCAUCAUCAUCAUCAUCAUCAUCAUCAUCAUCAUCAUCAUCAUCAUCAUCAUCAUCAUCAUCAUCAUCAUCAUCAUCAUCAUCAUCAUCAUCAUCAUCAUCAUCAUCAUCAUCAUCAUCAUCAUCAUCAUCAUCAUCAUCAUCAUCAUCAUCAUCAUCAUCAUCAUCAUCAUCAUCAUCAUCAUCAUCAUCAUCAUCAUCAUCAUCAUCAUCAUCAUCAUCAUCAUCAUCAUCAUCAUCAUCAUCAUCAUCAUCAUCAUCAUCAUCAUCAUCAUCAUCAUCAUCAUCAUCAUCAUCAUCAUCAUCAUCAUCAUCAUCAUCAUCAUCAUCAUCAUCAUCAUCAUCAUCAUCAUCAUCAUCAUCAUCAUCAUCAUCAUCAUCAUCAUCAUCAUCAUCAUCAUCAUCAUCAUCAUCAUCAUCAUCAUCAUCAUCAUCAUCAUCAUCAUCAUCAUCAUCAUCAUCAUCAUCAUCAUCAUCAUCAUCAUCAUCAUCAUCAUCAUCAUCAUCAUCAUCAUCAUCAUCAUCAUCAUCAUCAUCAUCAUCAUCAUCAUCAUCAUCAUCAUCAUCAUCAUCAUCAUCAUCAUCAUCAUCAUCAUCAUCAUCAUCAUCAUCAUCAUCAUCAUCAUCAUCAUCAUCAUCAUCAUCAUCAUCAUCAUCAUCAUCAUCAUCAUCAUCAUCAUCAUCAUCAUCAUCAUCAUCAUCAUCAUCAUCAUCAUCAUCAUCAUCAUCAUCAUCAUCAUCAUCAUCAUCAUCAUCAUCAUCAUCAUCAUCAUCAUCAUCAUCAUCAUCAUCAUCAUCAUCAUCAUCAUCAUCAUCAUCAUCAUCAUCAUCAUCAUCAUCAUCAUCAUCAUCAUCAUCAUCAUCAUCAUCAUCAUCAUCAUCAUCAUCAUCAUCAUCAUCAUCAUCAUCAUCAUCAUCAUCAUCAUCAUCAUCAUCAUCAUCAUCAUCAUCAUCAUCAUCAUCAUCAUCAUCAUCAUCAUCAUCAUCAUCAUCAUCAUCAUCAUCAUCAUCAUCAUCAUCAUCAUCAUCAUCAUCAUCAUCAUCAUCAUCAUCAUCAUCAUCAUCAUCAUCAUCAUCAUCAUCAUCAUCAUCAUCAUCAUCAUCAUCAUCAUCAUCAUCAUCAUCAUCAUCAUCAUCAUCAUCAUCAUCAUCAUCAUCAUCAUCAUCAUCAUCAUCAUCAUCAUCAUCAUCAUCAUCAUCAUCAUCAUCAUCAUCAUCAUCAUCAUCAUCAUCAUCAUCAUCAUCAUCAUCAUCAUCAUCAUCAUCAUCAUCAUCAUCAUCAUCAUCAUCAUCAUCAUCAUCAUCAUCAUCAUCAUCAUCAUCAUCAUCAUCAUCAUCAUCAUCAUCAUCAUCAUCAUCAUCAUCAUCAUCAUCAUCAUCAUCAUCAUCAUCAUCAUCAUCAUCAUCAUCAUCAUCAUCAUCAUCAUCAUCAUCAUCAUCAUCAUCAUCAUCAUCAUCAUCAUCAUCAUCAUCAUCAUCAUCAUCAUCAUCAUCAUCAUCAUCAUCAUCAUCAUCAUCAUCAUCAUCCUCAUCAUCAUCAUCAUCAUCAUCAUCAUCAUCAUCAUCAUCAUCAUCAUCAUCAUCAUCAUCAUCAUCAUCAUCAUCAUCAUCAUCAUCAUCAUCAUCAUCAUCAUCAUCAUCAUCAUCAUCAUCAUCAUCAUCAUCAUCAUCAUCAUUGAAAAAAACAAACUCCUCAUAUGGUCUUGAAAUUGCUGGUGCUUAUACACCUACACCACGAAGCUCAGUAUUUCGUAAGCAAUCAAGUAAGCCAAGCCUUACAAAUAAUGAGAGCAUGGGUAUUCAUGUGAAAACACCAGCUGAAAGAAGUUCAAAUGAUAUGCAACAUACUUCGGAGCGAGCUUCUAAUGUAAGAAAGAUCAAUAAAGAUAAUUCCCCACCAAAAAUUUUAGUGAAUAAUACUCCUUCAGAAUCUUCAAGAUCAACACAGAAAUUCGAUAGUCUGAAAGAUUCUCUGAAACAUUCUUUACCUUUUUCUCCCGAUAAAGAAAAUGAAUCAAGUUCAGGAACGGAGAAAGAAUCGAAAAUUUCUCUUCUUCCCACGAAUCGUUUACAUAUUUCCAGUAAACAUAUUCUGUCUACAGGUGUAGACAGAAGAAUUGAAAGUAGAAAUAAUGGAUCAUUUACUUUACAAUUUAUUAUGAGUUCACCAGAAAGUGUACAAAAGGGAUGGAUAAAUGAAAAUAUACUAAUUAGUUUUAUGAACACAAUAGAGUGGGUAUGUUCACGAUUAACAACCGUUUUGAAGAAAAAUGAAGUAUCUUAUAAUUAUGAAAAAUUACAAUUCCCUCAUUAUUGUGAACCACAAUACAUUCUUUAUUCAAGUUUAUUAAACUUCAAAGAUUUGAAUUUUCUAAUAAAAAAUUCUUUAAUUCAUCGUAAAAUAAAUUCCUAUACACAAAUCAAUUCCCAUAAUAAUGAAAUCAUUCAAGAUACUACUAACAAUCCUAUAUUAGUAGAUAAAAAAAUUAUUGAUAAUAAUAAUAAUGGUCUCAUUCUUUUAUUUAAAGUUGGUUUUAAUAGAAUUAAUGAAAUUCGUAUACCAAUUAUGAAAUUAUAUCAAAUUACAUCAAUGAAUUCAAUACCAAGUUCUUCUUUAAUACAAUUUUAUAAAAAUAAUUUAUUUAAUAUAAUUGAAUAUGAUCUAAUGGACAAUGUAUUAUUAUCAACAAUUACAAAUGUAUAUAUUAUUAAACAAAUACAAUCAAUCUUAUCAAAUAUUGAUUUAUUACAAAAUAAUAAUGAAAAAAUCAAUAAAUCAUCGAAUAUAUUAUUAAAAUUAUAUUUAAAAAAUUUGGCAAAUGUUUUACAAACAAAAAAGAAAAAUAAUCACUAUGCUAAACAUGUACAAUCUUAUCCAUGGUUAUCAUAUUCUACAGAUGGUACAUUAAUAAUUCGGUAUCCUUGUGGUUCACCAGCCAUUAUAUGGUCAUCAAGUCCCUUAAUGUAUCACAAAGCAUGUGAAAAUCUCGAUAAUUCCGAUUCAUCUUCAGUAAAUAAAGGGAAAGUAAAUAAAGCAAGUAAACCUAAACAAUUUCUUCAUAGUUCAUCUACAUCUUUACAAAAAUCAAUCACAAACAUUACUAUUACUACUGAUUCCACUACAACCAAUAAUAGUAGUGGUAUACCAAUGUUAGGAAUGCGGAAUGUUCAACAUCGAACAGGAUUUUAUUUAUCGAUUUUUGAUAUUCCUCGGGUGUUAUCGCAUAAGUCAGAAGUUGAUACGGCCAUUGAUAAAGUUGAUAACAAAUAUAACUCACACAUUUCUAAAUCAUCAUCAACAACAACAGAUAAUGAAAUAUCGACAAACAAUGGGAAAGAUAAUUGUUUCAGUACCGAAUUAAUUCAGAAGUCUAGAAAUACUGCUAGAAAACUAGAUUCUGUUAGAGAAAAUAUAUCUAGUAGUUGUAGUAUGAAUAGUGGCAGUAAUUUUUCCGAAUUUUAUCCUGAACAAACUAAAUUCAAUGACAGUCUGCAAAAUGAAGACGUUGAUGAUAAAAAGUUUAACAUAGGUCCAUUGAUUGCACAUUUUACACCGUCUGGAGAUGGUGUUAUAUAUUAUCCUCAUAAUAUUAAUAAUAAUAAAACAACAAUAUCUGAUAGCACUGACCACAUAAAUAACCUUCAGCCAGCCAAUAUUCACGCCAUUUUUACAAAAGAAUAUUGUUAUGUGUUUAAGAAUUCUAACGGAGAAUUAGAAUAUGAAUUUCCAUCUUUCACAGAAAAAAGUCGACAUGAUCCAACAACAAGAUAUCCAGUUUCAUUAGAUAUAAAUUUUAACCAUUACAUUAGAUUAGUUCGUACGAACUCUCAUGAUUUGACAAUAAUAUUUAAGACAGAAGAGGAUGUGCUACUUACUAUUGAUUGUUUUCAAAACCUCUACUCAAAUGAUUAUCGUGAAUGUGAUACGUAUGAUCACCCAAUGAAUUUUGAGGAUGAGUCAAAACAACACAAACAGCAGUUCGUUUUAUCUAAAUUACCAUUUUUGAGUUCAGUUGUCGAUAAUACAAAUCAAAACAAACAAUUAUUGAUAAGCAGAAAACGGAAAGAAGAAAGUUUACAAAAGUUAUUCAAGAAUAUUCCACCAAAUGAUGAUUUACAAUCACUUUCAAGGCAUCUCACUGAGUCGAUGAAACAGAUAAGAUUUCGUUGUAACCAAUGGCUGGAGAUAAUGCGACACUGCCUAGGUCUUCAGAGACAACGUAUUUCAUCACCACAAAGUGCACACCAGUUAAUUCGAUACAGAAGUCUGGACUAUAUGACAAAACGAUAUGGAACAUUUACAAGUGUAUCAUCUACUAACCGAGCAAGUGAUUAUAACUCAUUGGUUCACUCUGAUAAACUUACUUGUAACUCAUUCGGACAGAAAUCGAUAAGGUUAUCGAAGUCCAAUUCAGCAAGGAAUAUCAACAAAAUACCUUUUAAAAAAGAAUAUCCGGAUACACUCCCUACAAAUGACAAGAAUAAAGAACCACUGAUCGUAAGAAAUGACAAAUCUUCUGAAGCAAUACUUAUGAAUGAAAACUUUACAAGAUCAUUAGGUAUUGAAAACAAUCAAAAAAUGAUGAUGAAAAAACACUACUCAAUUGUUAAUGCAACAGAUAUUUUUCCAGUUGCAUGUCCAUUGUUACUUCGAUCAUGGUUGAAUGAAAUAAAACACUACAAAUAUUUUAAACAUCUAAAUAAACUUAAACAACUAGAUGAGACUACAUUCGAACACAGUGUUGAACUAAACUAUGAUGAAAAUAAAUCACUUGAAACAGCUUUUAUGAAUGUUUUGAUUAAUCCAUCGAAAUUCGACAAUCAGUUUUUGUCAACUUUAAAUAUGAUAUCAAAUAAAGGCUGUCGAUGCAGUCGUCAUAUACCACCGGCUAUCACUGACUUAGAAUUUGACAUAUUCUUGAAUAAAUUGAUACAAUCAUAUCAGGCUGCAGUGAUAAUCGUUUACGAUUCCAGGUUGCCAGAUGGGAUUCAUAUUGGUAUAUGUGAUCUUCUUUGCCAGUUAUAUAUAAAACAACAAAAUACAUUACCAACAUGUAGUCGUACUGUGAAUGAUAAGAUUCAUAUUGUGACUGCAAGUGAUCAUUUCUCAGAAAGAUUAUACGAUAAAUACAAAAUUGCAGGAACUGGAGCAUGUGCAUCAAUAUCUACGAGAAUGGCAGACUAUCGAUUCUUGAUUUAUGAUAUAGCGCAAAAUAUAAAUAAUAAUGAAAAUAAUUCUCAGGAAUGCCCAUUAUUACUAAAAAGAUAUAAUGGACGACCGAAACCGGGUGACUGUUUAAUUUUUAUUCAGGGGAAACUAUGUUUUAUCGGGUCAUCUUUCACAGGCUAUGAAGAGUUACCAUGGUCAAAAGAACAGUUGGAUAAAAAGGUGGCCCAAUGCAGAAACCAAUUGACUAAACAAGGGUUUUCAAUACCUACUGAUUUUCAAUUUGUUUAA